Molecule: messenger RNA, 1452 nt
Organism: Lactuca sativa (garden lettuce)
Lineage: Eukaryota; Viridiplantae; Streptophyta; Magnoliopsida; Asterales; Asteraceae
Biological process (GO): telomere maintenance; DNA repair
Molecular function (GO): DNA helicase activity
Source: RefSeq, a predicted model, not a curated record
AUGGUUAUCCAGUUUAUAGAAGAUGCAACAAUGGGAAAAACAGUGUUUCUUUGGACAACAGAUAAAGUAUUGAUAAGAAGAAAAACAAAGACAGAGUCACUUGGUAGAAUUAAUCACGUGUCUCCCAAAUCUGGUGAUGUUUAUUACUUACGCAUUCUACUUAACAAAGCAAAGGGUCCUACUUGCUAUGAAGAUAUCAGGACAGUUAACAGUACCGUUUAUGAAUCUUACAAAGAUGUUUGCGAUGCUCUUGGUCUAUUAGAGAUGAUAAAGAGUAUAUAUCUUCUAUACAUGAAACACAUCAUUGGGCCAUUGCUUCAUUCUGCAGGUUGUGUCUUUUUCAUGUAUGGUUAUGGAGGAACAAGAAAAACAUUUGUUUGGAAGACAUUGUCUAUUGCUAUUAGAUCUAAAGGUGAAAUUGUUAUCAACGUUGCUUCAAGCGGAAUUGUAACACUCUUGCUCUCUGGUGGUAGGACAACGCAUUCAAGAUUUCAUCUACCAAUCAACUUGAAUGAGGAUUCGUUUUGUUCUAUUACAUUAGGUAACGAUGUAUGUGAACUGUUGAAUAAAGCUAGAUUUAUCAUAUGGGAUGAAGCCUCGAUGAUGCACUGUCAUUGUUUCGAAGCAGUUGAUAGGACACUUAGAGACGUUAUCCUUUCAUCGGUCAAGAAUAAACUGUUUGGAGGCAAGACCAUUGUAUUUGGAGGUGACUUUCGACAGAUUCUUCCAGUAAUACAAAGAGGAAAUUGUUCAAAUAUUGUUCAGGCAUCAUUGCAUUCAUCAAGAUUAUGUUAUGAAUGUACAACUUUAUGUUUGAAUGUAAACAUGAGGCUUCAAUUCGUUAGUCAAAACAAUGAUUUCGAAGAGACAAAAUCAUUUCCUGAAUGGAUUCUUAAAAUUGGUGAAGGUACUAUUGAUGAUCCUAAUGAUGGUGAAGUUGAAGUUGAUUUUUCAGAAGAUGUUAUCAACCAUCUUGAUGAUCCAUCGUAUUUUCAAAAUAAAGCUAUUUUGGUUUCUACAAAUGAAGAAGUCGAUGCUAUCAAUGGCUACAUGUUAGAAUUGAUGAAAGAUGAAGGGAAAACGUAUCCGAGUUUAGAUUCUUUAUGUGAGACUGAGACACAAAAUUCUUUUGAGGAAUCGGUAUACUCUCCAGAUAUGUUGACUGGUUUUAAGGCUUCUGGAAUUCUCAACCAUAAACUUAUACUAAAAAAAGGUGUUCUGGUCAUGUUACUUCGUUAUAUCGACCAAACCAAAGGACUAUGCAAUGGUACUAGAUUACAUAUCGUAAGGCUGGGAAGACACGUCAUUGAAGCCCGAAUCAUAUCUGUCAGAUUUUUCAAUGAGACUACUUAUAUACCUCGCAUGAAGUUAUCUCAGUCUGAUAAAAAAAAAUCAAUUUCGUUUUCAGCGGAGACAAUUCCCCAUAAAUGUUUGUUUCGCUAUGGCCAUUAA